Messenger RNA from Anthostomella pinea, 756 nucleotides. Lineage: Eukaryota; Fungi; Ascomycota; Sordariomycetes; Xylariales; Xylariaceae. The record is from the annotation of a GenBank genome assembly.
AUGGCUUACUACUUGAUGCCUCCGGAUGGAAAACAACCCACCAUCGCCCCAUCGCUGGUCAAAGAAAAGGUCAAUGGGUCAGUCAACGGGGAGACACACGUCAAUGGUGUUAAUGGCACCAAAUCCAAGGGCUCCGACUCGACGGGCAACCCCACCGUCGUACCCCUGGAGACCCUGAAGCAAUUUCACUGGACGUUCCUGAUCCGCCACCCGCGACGCGGUAUCCCCUCGUUCUACCGCUGCUGUGUCCCGCCGCUGGAUGAAGUCACAGGCUUCAAGAACUUCUUGGACAGCGAGGCCGGCUACGUGGAGCUCCGCCGCCUGUUUGAUUACCUGCGAGAGCAAAAACUGGUCGGGCCCUCCCUGGCCAGUGAGACCAAUGGAGCCCGGAAGGAAGGCGAGUACCCCAUCACGGUCCUCGAUGCCGACGACCUCCUCGACCACCCGGAGCCGGUCAUCCGCGCCUUCUGCAGGGAGACGGACAUUCCCUUCAGCCCGGACAUGCUGAAGUGGGGCGACGAGGAGAACCAAGAGUACGUCUCAAACGCAUUUGCCAAGUGGAUUGGAUUCCACAACGACGCCAUCGAGAGCACGAGCCUGACUGCGAGAACUCACCAUAAAACUGUCACCGAAGAGUCUGAAAAUGAGGAAUGGCGACAGAAGUAUGGCGAGGAGGGCCAGAAGAUCAUCAGGGCAUGUGUGGAUGAGAACAUACCUCACUACGACUACCUGAAGUCCUUUGCCAUCAAGUUCUAG